Brassica napus (rape) is the source of this 1474-nucleotide messenger RNA. RefSeq names its product F-box protein At1g11270. Lineage: Eukaryota; Viridiplantae; Streptophyta; Magnoliopsida; Brassicales; Brassicaceae. Gene Ontology annotation, molecular function: protein binding. The transcript has 2 exons. The coding region runs from base 218 to 1357 and encodes 379 amino acids. The record is from RefSeq and is a predicted model, not a curated record.
UAAAUAGAAAAAUGACAAAGCAAAAUUAAGAUAAGAUGGACUCAAAGCCCGUACAAAAUCCAAAAGGAGAGAAGAGAGACAGAGAAUAAAUACCUAAGAGGUGGCUAGAAGUUAAAAAAAAAAAACUCAGAUUGGGAUCUCUGUAUCUCUCCGGACAGCAGCCAUAUCGAUACAAACAUUGUUUGGAAAAGAGCCACCACCGAUUCGGACAGAUAGCAUGAAGAGGAGUAGGAAGCAAUCAUUGGCCGAGAACCUAGACACAAGCUUGUGGAAAUUGCUACCCCACGAUGUGGUAGAGGUGAUCCUGGAGUGUGUGCCCGUGAAGCCUCUGUUGAGAUUAAGAUCUGUAUCGAAGAAGUGGAAAUUGACAAUCGAUUCCCCAGGUUUCAAGGAACGACAAUUGAUCCGUCGCAGGCAAUUACGUGGUCCCGAUGUCCUCAUCAUGCGUCUCUCCUAUGAUCGACCUGUGGGACGCGAAGGUCGUGGUCGAAAAGUUGUGUUGAGUGCAGCAUCAGCAUCAAGAAGAAGAAUAGGUUGGAACGUGAGUUACACGUGCGGCAUGUUCUGCGCUGGUAGUUGUGACGGUCUAGUAUGCGUCUACUGUCUCUACGUAGACAGUAUCGUGGGCAAUCCUGCCACUGGAUGGCAUCGGAGUUUUCCUCUUUCCAACUAUCAAGGCCUCCUCAUUCAGAGGUUCAAGAGAGAGGGUUCUGACUUCCCAUGGCCUAGCCUUGGAUUCGGUAGAGAUAAGUUAAGUGGCACUUUCAAGCCUGUUUGGUUGUAUAAUUCAUCCGGGUUUGUACUUGGAGGAGCAGACAAGGCUGUUGUUACCUAUUGUGAAGUUUUCGAUUUUAGCACCAACGCUUGGAGGUACGUUGUCCCCGCUUCUCCUUAUCCCAUCAAUGCUUACCAUAAACCCGUCCAUUUAGAUGGCUCGCUUUAUUGGUUAACCGAGUCUGAACCACCCUUGCUACUAUCUUUUGAUCUUCACACCGAGACUUUCCAAGUCAUCUGUAAAGCCCCUUUUGCCGACCCUCGCCACAUCACCAUGUGCGUCCUCCAUAACCGCUUGUGCUUGUCUGAGCAAAAAGACCUCACCCAAGUAAUAUGGUCGUUCGAUUCUUCCGACAAGACAUGGAACACAUUGUGUUCCUUUGAUCUCAACCCAACUGGCGACUUCGCCGCCCCCCUGUUACCAAUUGCAAUUCUGGACAAGGGUCAGUUAUUGCUUCAAGGUCGUGCUUCCAUGGACCCACUGGUCAUACAUGAUCUCCAUUACAGAUCUUAUGAUUUACUCUGCACACCUAAAUCACCCUCUGGUUCUGUUUAUUAUUUCGAAAGUUUAUUCUCUGCUUAAUUUCUCUUUAAUUUAAACUCAUCUCUCAUCUUGUUGUAUUUUUCUAUUAUAUACCUCUCUCUUGUAAGAAGUUACCCAAACAUUUAAAUAUGAAACACACUAUUGCAGUUUCACUUA